AUGCCAAGUGUGCAGGCUCAACCCACAAACCAGGAGGCUGCUCCAAUUGCAAAUCCUCCUUCAAGUUCCGCCAACGGCCGCCCCGUCGCUGGCGUCGGAACUGAUGGUACCGUCACCUCGAAUCAUGGAUUUCAGCUCUGUUACCGGGUUUUUUCGACCACAGCGGUUAAAGCUCCAUCCCAAACCGUGCCGCUUACUGAGGAGCACCUGAAGCAAGUCCCCGAGGAACACAAUUAUGCAAUCAAUAGAUGGCUCUCCGAGUAA
This is a messenger RNA of Orbilia oligospora ATCC 24927, 264 nucleotides long. RefSeq lists its product as uncharacterized. The transcript is spliced from 2 exons. The coding region runs from base 1 to 264 and encodes 87 amino acids. NCBI's taxonomy places the organism in Eukaryota, Fungi, Ascomycota, Orbiliomycetes, Orbiliales, Orbiliaceae. The record is from RefSeq and is a predicted model, not a curated record.